This is a messenger RNA of Salvelinus sp. IW2-2015, 1486 nucleotides long. Its product is annotated as partner of Y14 and mago A. Gene Ontology annotation, molecular function: RNA binding. Lineage: Eukaryota; Metazoa; Chordata; Actinopteri; Salmoniformes; Salmonidae. Gene Ontology annotation, cellular component: exon-exon junction complex; cytoplasm. The record is from RefSeq and is a predicted model, not a curated record. Gene Ontology annotation, biological process: exon-exon junction complex disassembly.
UUUCCACUAGUUACCACAGACCAGCCCACAGUCAACAGUCAACAUUGGCAAGAUCGUAAAAAUUCAUGAAAACCAACAUUUACUUUUUGGCCUUCAUUUAAUGUUAGGCAUAAUGUUAGCAGUGUGGCUAUAUUAUAUCUAUAAAGCAUGUUUAACGGUAAUGUUUUGAAGUAAAAAUAGGUAUUUAUUUGAUUGUGUAUACUUAGCYUUAAGCGCUAUGGCAGCACGCUAAGCUUUUUUUUUUUGUUAUAAUAUUUACCUAACGUUACCUAGCUAGUUUUGCAAACGUUAACUUAGCUAGCGUCUAGUCAGUGUUUGCGAUAGAAAAUGGCCUUAACGAAGACUGACGAUUACAUUUUCAUUUACCGGAGAAUUACUUUUGAUGCAACCGUAGCAAAUGUGUUUUUCUAGCUAGCUCCUUGUUCUAUCUUUUCCCAUAAUGUACAGCAACUGCCAUUACUGCAGCAGCGAAAAACAGGAAACAGUCAUUUUCAGAAGGUCCUGCUAUUUGACCCCGCGCAAGAGAAAAGCCCAUUGGACAAGUUCAGGGAAAUACAUUGCUGCUACACAGCGACCUGAUGGAACCUGGAGGAAGCCUCGUAGAGUGAAGGAUGGUUAUACCCCUCAGGAAGAGGUCCCUGUCUACGAGAAUAAAUUUGUUAAGUUCUUCAAGGGCAAGCCCGAUCUGCCACCGGGUAUGAGCCCCAGCAAUGCGGCCCAGGCAAGGCAGCAGCAGGGGAUCCCCGGCAUUGCAGAGAAUGAGACAGCUGGGCUCUCCAAGACAGCCAAGCGAAACAUGAAACGCAAGGAAAAGCGCAAGCAGCAAGGCCCGGAUAGCAAUGUGGAUACACUAACAAAUGCUGUUGAGACUAUGACGUUUGCAGAGGACGGUGACAGUGUGACGCCUGCAUCUAACCCAGCUGGAGCUACUAAUGACACUUCAUCUGCAACAGCAGAGAAGGCCAAGAAGAUCAAGAACAUAAAAAAGAAGCUGAGGCAGGUUGAGGAGCUGCAGCAGAAACUGGACUGUGGGGAAAUCAAGCAAGCUACAAAAGAGCAGCAGGAGAAGCUUGGAAGGGCCAAAGCCUUACAGGUUGAGUUACUGCAGCUUGAGGAGGAUUCAUGAGAUUGAAAAUGUUGUAAAAAGUGCAGCAGACCAGUUGUGGAAGUUAGACUGUUCAAAAAUACAAACACCCAGUUCUAAAAGAAAUUGACAUUUACAGCUGCGUUGAUGAGCUUCCCUUGAACAUUUUCUGGAUAUUUGUUAUUAUCAGACAGCCAAUGAACAUGAACUUUGGCUUUUGGAAUAUCAAGUGUACAUAAACCCAACACUUCACGUGUUAUGUUGUUGACAAUAAGUGAUCAUGCUUUUCCCACACUUUGUCCAAAACCAAUUACCAAACAACAAUGAGCCAGCCAGGUUUUUUCUCUUCAUUUAAAAUGUACUUUUAAAACAAUUGAACUGAUUCCCUAUGCUUGGCUAUGA